AAGUGUCGACUCGCGGAAGCGUGGUGUGUUGUCGCGCGAACCUAACCGCGAGCGAACUGAAUGAGACGCAUUCUGGCAUAUUUUUCUCACGUUUGAAGCUAUGGUUCGGAGACUGUUCCUCCUUUUCAAGAAAUAAGAAGGAUAUGCACCCACAAAAAAACCCUAAAGGCGCAUUAAGCUGCAAAAUGGUGCUCCAAGCAGUCGGAAAAGUGCUAAGGAAGUCAAAGACGAAGCCAAAUGGAAAGAAGCCACCGCCAGAAGAGAAGAAGCUGUACUUGGAUCCAGAGUUCACGAAAAUCCGUGUGGUGGAUUUUGACCUGAAGGAGCUGGUGGUGCUGCCCAGAGAGAUAGACCUCAAUGAAUGGCUAGCUAGCAACACAACAACGUUCUUCAAUCUUAUCAACCUGCAGUACAGCACCAUUUCAGAGUUCUGCACUGGGGAAACCUGUCAGGCCAUGACAGCCUGGAACACAAUAUACUACUGGUAUGAUGAGAGGGGGAAGAAGACGAAGUGCACCGCUCCGCAGUAUGUCGACUUCGUAAUGAGUCUUUGUCAGAAACUGGUCACGGAUGAGGAAAUCUUUCCUACGAAAUAUGGCAAAGAGUUUCCCAACUCGUUCGAGUCCUUGGUAAAGAAGAUCUGCCGGUAUCUGUUCCACGUGCUGGCUCACCUCUACUGGGCGCACUUUAAGGAGACGGUGGCUCUGGACCUGCAGGGCCACCUGAACACUCUGUAUGCACAUUUCAUCGUUUUCGUGAGGGAAUUCAAUCUGAUCGACCCUAAGGAGACCUGCAUCAUGGACGACUUGUCCGAAAUCCUCUGCAACCCCGCCCCGCUGCCCGCGCCCACCCCCGCCUCCUCCACCCCGGCCUCAGCACCCUCCCCUUCUUCACAAAACCACGUGACUGAGAGAUGAACAGGGGUGGUGAUGAGACGGCAGCCCCGGGGGCGAUCGAAGAUAAGAGAGGAGAGAAGGACAAACAGCCUGGCCCCCCUUCCAUGGUGCAAGCAGGACUUAAGAGACCUUCCCUUAUAUUUCGCUACAUCAACCAGCUAGAAGGUAGAUGGGGAAGAGUUUUCUGUGGGUUUGGGGUUGGCAGGGAGGGGUUUGUCACGCCAGCAGGAAUUGGCGUGAGUGUUCCUCCCAGAGACAAACCCCUCCCAUCUUCUCUGCAAUUUAAACUAGGAACAAGAUGUUUUGUUUAUUUUUUGGUUUUAUUUUGUUUUU
Molecule: messenger RNA, 1229 nt
Organism: Nematolebias whitei (Rio pearlfish)
Lineage: Eukaryota; Metazoa; Chordata; Actinopteri; Cyprinodontiformes; Rivulidae
Gene: mob2a
Product: MOB kinase activator 2a
Exons: 5
Coding region: 144-917 (257 amino acids)
Biological process (GO): signal transduction; positive regulation of protein phosphorylation
Cellular component (GO): nucleus; cytoplasm
Molecular function (GO): protein kinase activator activity
Source: RefSeq, a predicted model, not a curated record